AUGGGAUUCACUGAACUUGUUGAAACUCAACGCAAAUACUUCCGCACCGGAGUGACGAAGCCAGUUCAAUUCAGAAAGGAACAACUUCUGAAGCUCAAGAAAUUCAUUGAAGAGAAUCGUGAAGCUUUGUCAGAGGCUGUCUGGAAAGAUUUGAGAAGACGUCAUGAAUCUACGGAAAUCCUCGAAAUCGGAAUGACCAUUGGGGAAAUCGACUACUUUUUGAAAAAUAUUGAUGAUUGGGUGAAGCCAACACAUGUUGAGAAAACGUUCACAACUGCUCUUGACAAACCAGUCAUUGAAAAAGAUCCAAAAGGAGUUGUCCUAAUCGUUUCCCCAUGGAAUUAUCCGGUCUCUAUGAUUCUCCUCCCAAUGGUUCCAGCGCUUGCCGCAGGAAAUACGGUAGUUAUCAAGCCAUCCGAGUUGUCUGAAAACGUUGCGGCAACUUUCGAAAAACUGAUUCCAAAGUACUUCGAGCCGAAAUAUGUAGCAGUUGUGAAUGGAGGAAUCCCAGAAACCACCGAUUUGCUAGAGGAGAGAUUCGACCACAUCCUCUACACUGGUUGUCCACCAGUUGCCAAAAUCAUUAUGACGGCCGCAGCAAAGCAUUUGACUCCAGUUACUUUGGAAUUGGGAGGAAAAUGCCCAGUUGUCGUGGAGGAUGACACUGAUAUCGAUAUCUCCGCAAAACGUAUCGCAUGGGGAAAAUGGCUUAACUGUGGACAGACAUGUCUCGCACCAGACUACAUUCUUGUCAAUAGCACUGUGAAGCCGAAGCUUGUUGCUGCUAUCCGCAAAUACAUUAACGAAUUUUAUGGAGAGAAUGUGAAGGCUAGCAAGGACUACGCAAGAAUCAUCAACCAGAGACAUUUUGAUCGUAUCACUGGUCUUCUUGAGAAAACACAAGGAGCAACUCUCAUUGGAGGAGAAAGCGACCGUGCCGAUCUCUUCAUCCCACCAACUGUUCUGGACGUCGAGAAGAAUGAUCCAUUCAUGCACGAUGAAAUUUUCGGACCAGUUCUCCCUAUUAUCACUGUCAAAUCAUUCUCAGAGUCUCUCGAGUACAUUGCCGACGGAGAGAAGCCGCUGGCUGCGUACAUCUUCACGAAAAAUGAAGCCAAAGUGAAGAGACUAUUGAAUGAAACAAGCAGUGGUGGUGUCACUGUGAACGAUGUGCUCAUGCACAUUACAGGUACAUUCACCAGAAAGUUGACCUACUUUCUGGAUACUCUUCCAUUCGGUGGUGUUGGAGUUUCUGGAAUGGGUCGUUACCGUGGAAAGUUUGGAUUUGACACUUUCACUCAUGAGAAGUCUGUUCUUCACAGAGGAUUUUUCGGAGAGUCUCUGCAAGCCUCCCGUUAUCCUCCUCUGAAUCAACAAAAACUUGACCAAAUGCGAAAGUUGACUGGCAAACGCAUUUCGUUGAAUCUCAUCAACGUGGCUACACUUCCUAUUGUAAUGGCAUCGUUCGUGUUCGGAAUGCUCUUCCAGAGUUGUUCUAGAAGAAGGGAGGAUGACUGA
Messenger RNA from Caenorhabditis briggsae, 1518 nucleotides. It is a transcript of the gene Cbr-alh-4, whose product is annotated as Protein CBR-ALH-4. Gene Ontology annotation, molecular function: aldehyde dehydrogenase (NAD+) activity. Gene Ontology annotation, cellular component: cytoplasm. The coding region runs from base 1 to 1518 and encodes 505 amino acids. The transcript is spliced from 8 exons. Lineage: Eukaryota; Metazoa; Nematoda; Chromadorea; Rhabditida; Rhabditidae. The record is from RefSeq and is a predicted model, not a curated record. Gene Ontology annotation, biological process: aldehyde metabolic process.